Messenger RNA from Tauraco erythrolophus (red-crested turaco), 719 nucleotides. The record is from RefSeq and is a predicted model, not a curated record. Lineage: Eukaryota; Metazoa; Chordata; Aves; Musophagiformes; Musophagidae.
AGUCGGAUGUCUUCGAAAUUGUUCUCCCCAUCACUGUCUUUGUGCUGAGCGACGACGAUUUUCUCCAAGAUGACGCUGAGGAGAAAGCAGCGUCGGUUCCCAAGUUGGAGGAGGAGGGUGAGCAGAAGGUUGAUGUAAGCGAUAGCGAUUUCCUAAAAAGUAAUGUGACUCCUUCGAAUGACAGCAACAGUUUAAGCGUUUGCGAAGAAAACAAGACUGAUUCAAAUGAGGAUAAUACCAUGAAGUACUCCGAAGUGAAGUAUGCUGCUGAGAGCGUGUGUAACAGACCGAAAUUAUCUCUAAGUGAUUGGCAUGACACAGGCAUGAAUAAUUAUAGUCAGAAUUGUGUGUCACCUACAUUGUCUUGCAAAACAGAACUUACAGAGGUAAAUGAAGCCAGUGACAGAAGAGAAAGUGAUGGUGAUGACAACUUUCAGAAGACUUCUCUCCUCUCCUCACCUGGCAGUGAGGGUAGAGAUGAGACCAUCGAGCCAAGCAGGCAGUUGACAUUGGCAGCGAUACCCAGACACGAAGGGGAACUUACCAGUGUUGCAAGUGCUCUUGCUGAUGGCAGUCAAGAGACACAACCAGAAAUCUGCAAGGAGACGGAGACAAUUGUUCAAGCUGAAGGUAACUUGAAUUCUGGCAUAAAGCUGUUUAAUUAAAAACUGUAGGGGACGUACUGUUUGUUGUUCUGUGAAAUUCAGAGCUUUGAGUGA